This is a messenger RNA of Polychytrium aggregatum, 1029 nucleotides long. RefSeq lists its product as uncharacterized. NCBI's taxonomy places the organism in Eukaryota, Fungi, Chytridiomycota, Chytridiomycetes, Polychytriales. The transcript is spliced from 3 exons. The record is from RefSeq and is a predicted model, not a curated record. The coding region runs from base 124 to 801 and encodes 225 amino acids. Gene Ontology annotation, molecular function: lyase activity.
GCUCACGAGAACCGCUCUGCCGUUCGCCGUUCGCCGUUCGUCUUCUGCGUUGGCUUUUCGUUUCGCAGCCCCUCCCGUGUCGCUGCCCUCAUCCCUCACCCGCACCUCCAAUCUGCUUUCGUCAUGGACGCCUCGGACAUUCUUGUGGGCGUCGGCGGCCUCUUUUGGAUCGCCUGCUACAUCUGCAUCAUCUGGAUCAAUGCGAAGAGCCGCGCUACUUACUCGAUGCCCAUCGUGGCCCUCGGCCUCAACUUUGGUUGGGAACUCACCUACUCCGUUUUCGAUCUGCCACGAGUCAUUUCGUCCAAGUCAGUUGACCCUUCGUACAUCAUCAACUGGAUCUGGGUCGCUCUGGAUAUCGGCAUCGUCUACUUGACCAUACGCAACCUCAAAACCAGCGAAUCUCUAGAGUUCCAGUCGUCUUGGGUCCGCAAGCACAUCUACAAGACCUUCUUCGCCAUCUUUGUCCUGUCGCUGUCCAUGCACCUCGUUCUCAAGUCCGAUCUCGGCAGCCAAAAUGGUGCUGCCUAUUCGGCCUAUGGCAUCAAUGCGUACAUGUCCAUCGCCUUUGUGCUGAUGCUGCUCGAGCGUCGCUCCGUGCGUGGCCAGAACUGGUUCAUUGCCUGGUCAAAGUUCCUGGGCACCUUUCUCGCCUCCAUCGGCGCCUACAUCGGCGGCACCACGAGCGCCUCGAUGGUCUGGCUCUACAUUGUUUGCGCCGUGGUCGACGUCUUCUACGUGAUCUUGGUCCAUGUCUUCGCAUCCCCUCGCAUUAGCGAGAAGUACCGGGGCAUUCUCUAAACUUGCCUUGGCGAAGGAGCAUGCGCUGCCGGCAUGCCAGUUUCGCUUCCCUCGAUCGAUCCUGCAUGUUGCAAGCAGCCCACUCUCCGCCAUCGCCAUCGCCACCAUCAUCGUCACCGUCAUCGCCUCCGAUGCCCUCUCAACUCAUUCGUUACUCCGCGAAUGUCCUUUCAGCUCGUCUCCUUUCCCCGCGCCUCACCCCGAUGCCAUGCAAUGCUUUAAAGAGUU